Molecule: messenger RNA, 9274 nt
Organism: Porites lobata
Lineage: Eukaryota; Metazoa; Cnidaria; Anthozoa; Scleractinia; Poritidae
Source: the annotation of a GenBank genome assembly
AUGGAGAAAAGUCUGCGCACUUUGUUGGAGCAGCGGCAACUCUCCGAGACAGAAAUAGCAGUCAUUUCUCUGAAUGUAGCACUUGCUCUAAACUACCUUCAUCAGAAGAAACCAGAGCCUAUCAUUCAUCGCGACAUCAGCAGUGCGAAUGUGUUGCUAUGGCGACAGGGUGACCAAUGGAGAGGCAAAGUGUCAGAUUAUGGCACUGCUAAUUUCAUGCAGCAGACCAUGACAGUGGCUCCUGGAGAAAGGAUUUACAGCGCACCUGAAGCACUUACAUCAAACCAAACAGUCAAGGUAAGUUUUAGUCACUGUUCAAGACUGUUAAUAUGGCAUAAUUAUUAAUAAGUUGCCCUUACCGAAACGUCUUUCCAUAUAUCGUAUAUCGGUCGUGGUUUUCUCUUUCGAUUGUUAUCGUCGGGGCUUACGGAAGAAGCAGCCGCGUGAGUUUUUUGGCUUUAUAAUGGCACUGUGUAAAGUCAUGUUUUGUUGUUAGUUUUUUUUUUUCAAGCGGAGUAGAAAACUGUGUCUGUUUAGCCUCUUGAGUUAUGCAACGGACAAUUUUAUUGCAAAGUGUCCUGUUCAAUUUCUCGUUUUAUAGCGGAGCACCAUGGGUAAGAAAAUGUGGUAAACUACCCAUCCGAGAAAAUUUGGUAAUCACGUGACCGUACACCGACCGUCCGUCCGUACCGCAGGCAUACCAAUGUAAAAUGACUCAAUAAACAGGUAUGGCAACCCAAAUGCAAGUCGAGGUUAUUUUGACGGGAAAUCGCAUAGCCCCGCGUCCUUGUAAAGCAGAGACAACUAAGGAGUCGAAAAGCGGAAAUUGUCUCUGUAUCCGUAUUUUCUAAAGUAUUAAGCUCAGAAUAAUUGUCAUGACCACAAAUUUGGAAUAUAGAGCAAGAGAAAGACAGAGAAAAAGAGAAAGUAGGCGACAGGCCAGCGAAGCUCAACGAGAAAGAGGGCGACAGAGAUCUAGAGCGAGAGAUAAACAAAGGAGACAUUUUUUUGUUGGAAUUUUCUUCCAACAAAAGCGGCGGUGACAAUGAGAAAUUCCAGCGGUCACCAAUGCAAGGUGAAAAUGAGCGGAAGUGAGAAAAAAGUGAACGAGAAAACGUACGACAUUUCCUCAAUAAAACGUGUGACUAAGAAGUUUCAGCAAGUUUCACGUUGUGGUCGUAGAAAAAAAGUCUGCUGCGCGUGCAAAGCUGCUUUUUUGCUAAUUAGACCUAUUGCUGUCUUUCACCGUUCUCCGGCGUUGCCUUCGCCGCUAGCAUUACCAAAUUUUAUAUUUUGUUUAAACAAACUAUAAAUAUGAUCGAGAGCUUCGCUCUUAGUCCUGGCUAAUUCUAUAUAUUUUAAAAAUUUAACAGGUUGCUUGUCGGACACAUGAAAUGAUCAGACAAAUGAUCAAAUGAUCAAAUUAAUUGUAUAUGGCUGACUCUGCCAGCGGGCAAGGUAAGGCAAAUCCUGCGUUCUGAUUGGACUUGUCUUUCCCGACCGGACGUUCUCCUACCACCUUUUCUUUUUAGCCAUGUAAUAAGUCGUUUAUUGACCAAGCUUGUUCGGUCAAGGUGGCAGGAUAUGCAGUGGCAGAUCCAGAUCUUCAGAUGAGGGAGGAGGGGGGGGUCCAAAAACAAAUUUUCCGGCCGUUCGGGCCUCAUUUUGCUCUAAACAUAAGGGGCGCGGGAUGGGGGGAGGGCGGGCCUCCCGGGCCCCUUUCCUGGAUCCGCCGCUGAUAUGGGCCUAGUUCUUUUUGCGUUUUUAUAAAUAUCGACUUUAUCUCGCUCCAUAAAAACGCGACGACAAACAUGACCUAUAUGCAGCAGUCUUGACCAGUCAAGAUUGGUUAAUAAAACAGACUUAAACAUUUAUCGGUCGGAGCAGAACCAUAAUGAAUUUAAUUAUACACAAUAGCAAAAAAAUUAGAGCAGAGCUGAUACGGUCCAACCAUAACAAACAAAAACAUAAAGGUAUAAAGACUAUAAAAACUUUCAUAAAUUCUCGCAAGAAUGUCGGUAAUCACAGAAUUGUUCUGAAGUAUAGCUCGGUUCCAGGCGUUCAGAUUGUGCGUACGGCGCAAAAAGGUUCGCGCCGCACUUCAUUAUCUGAACUCCUGGAACGGGCUAUCUGAAGGAAGGUAGUAGAGUCAUUAGAGAUCAGCAAGAGGUUGCAGAACUAUUGAAUUAUUUCUUUUCAAAUUGUACUUUAAAUAACAAGGUUUUAGUGAACAUCCACCUGAUCUCUCGUGCAUAUUACGCAAUCUGAUGGGUAGAGAGGAACUAGGAGAGAUAUCUAUGAAGCCUUAUAGUUCAGUUAUUGCUCGGAUUCGUGGCAUUUCUUCAGUACGCAGGCAGCUGAUAAAUAAGAGAAGGUUAGGAUAUCUAUAGGAAAUUCAGAGACAUUUAUGUACAUUGUUAGCUAGGUUUUCUUUUCACCCAACAAGUAAUUCGAAGAAGGGAGGAAUGAAGUAUAUGUAAGUAUUUAGGUCUACCUCCGCACCCCCUAUGUUUGUAUUAUCGAGCAUGCGCUCCGACUGUUAUGAUGAUUGAAUACACAGGUGUGCACGAGCAGCAAUGGUGUGUGUGUUGGUGGUUAAAUACGUAAGACACUACAGCUACGUUCUCCUGCUGCUCCUUCUAGUCACCAUAGUGUAAACAACGAUAUCGACACACCAUAAGAAACAAUUCUGGGAAAUAAACGUGUGUUCAGCGAAGCUACGAUCUGUACAAGCACAUGACCAAAAGCUGAGUAGAACGCAUGACCGAGAAAGAAACUAAUGCCAGCCGUCCCUCCCUUCGCUAGAAAUAAAUACAAACAAAUGCAAUUAUUUUAGACGUUAAAAAAAAUCCGGUAAAAGAGGCAAUCCUUACUGUAUUACUGAUAAAGUGGAGGCAGCCACAUCAAAUACAUUUUUAAGAAGGUUUUCAAAAAGUUGCAUUCUUAAAGGGUAUUGCAUACAGCCGGUUGUAACAAAGCAAACAUCUUGAAAAUAGUAAGACAAGCCUUGAAAUAUGCCAUAGCGGUACAGCAGGCGAUAAGCAUUGUUGUUUAGUUUAUAUUAACUAUAACCAUUAGCAUUAUUUAUGAUAUCAAUUGACAAGUUCAUAUGCUAAAGGCCAGAAACUCUGCACCAGUUUGAAUCACUUGUAGGUAAUAAAGAGCUAUCGCACAACGCCAUGACGCAAUCAUUGUUGAAGUUUAACAAAAAGCAAAAGUAUUUUUCAGGUCAUUAUUGAGCACCACUACUCUUGUUAUAGUUCUUAUAGUUCUUAAUCAUCAAGGCUGUCAUAAAAACUAAAGUAGUGAAUAACAACAUGACGCGCGAUUUCUAUCCACUUUUACUAAAAGCACUAAUCACUGAUGCUUCUGCUGCUACUUCCAGAAAUAUUCAUAUCUGAAACAAAAAUAGAACGAAAAAAGACAAUAAUUUAACUUAGCAAGUGACAGUUAUAACUUCCUCAAGGUUAUACGGACAAACUAGUCGGUUCACGAUUUGGGAAAAUUGUAAAAUUAGGGAGUCUAAGCAACUCUUACGUCGCGGGCGUCUUGAAUGACAACCAGUUGUUUGUCUUCAGUUCGCUCUAUGAAACACUUCUACAUGACAUAACAAGUUUGAAAGUUUUUGUUUUAAUUACUGUAGUAUGACGUUAUCGAGUCAAACAAUUAAAAAAAAAGAAAGACUUAUGGUUGUUACUUUUGACGUACGGGAUGCCACCUUUGUCGUUACCUAAGCUCGGCUAGGACUAGUAACUUUCAACGGUUUGGCAAACGCGUUUAGCAUUUUUACAAAUCAGUCCGAUUUAUGGAAAAGCAGCUACAAACUAUCCUGAAACUGGUAUCAAUGGUGGCGUCGCGAAAUGUCGGGUUUUUUUUCCUAAGCCGUGCAAACACUUGCCAAAAGGAUAACAAGAAGGGCGAAAGACAAGGUCUGAUAACACAAAGGAGGAAAAAACAAUACAGGGAACCCAACCGCUACACAGAAGUUCCUUUUGUUUCGAAAACGUUUCACUGACAUCACCCGUUUUCCGUUUACUUUCCAACCGGAUAUAGUACUUGAAAACAUUUGCAAAUGAUGAAAAAUUAUGGACGUGAAAUCAGGGUAUUGCUAUAGUUCCUAACCUACAAGAGUGACAUUUGAAAUGUUCGUUGAGAUAACUAUGCAAACCAAAGACUAUCAUUACGAUGUAAACCUUUUAGCACUUUUAAACCUGUGUUACAGACGAAAUUAAAGCCUUGUACUAACAUUGAAUUAUAUCAUUAACACAAGCUACCCGAAUCCAAGUGUUCCAAAUGAUGAAUGUUACCAGUAUUGCAUAACCGUCCUCAGGAAAUGGCAUUCACAAAUAACAAUAAUAUUAUAUAUAUAUUAAACAACAUUUCCAACUUACCUGGGAAGGGUUUGUCCUUAAGGUGGUGGAGGGUGGUGAUCUCCAUGGGGAUGAGGCCCUUGGUGUGGUGGAUGGUGUGGAGGCCCAUGCGGUGGAGGCCCAUGCGGUGGAGGCCCAUGGUGUGGAGGUCCAUGGUGUGGGGGUCCAUGGUGUGGUGGAUGGUGUGGAGGCCCAUGCGGUGGAGGCCCAUGCGGCGGAGGCCCAUGGUGUGGAGGCCCAUGGUGUGGGGGUCCAUGGGGUGGCGGUCCAUGAGGUGGAGGCCCACUCAUCCUAGAAUUUGCGCUAACGUAAAUAACAAGACUUAAAGCACGUGUAGUUUGUUAGAAAAUAAGACUUGGCCAAAAGAGGCGUGAAAAUAAUUUUACUUAAUUUCUACUUUAAAAUUAACUUACUUAGAUUAUUGUUUUUGUUCAUGUUGGUGUGGAACAAAUUUCAUUUUUCAAAGUAAUUAAGUCAUGAAAGAUUCAAGUUUAAGCUCAAAUAAUAUAUAGAAAUUUGUUACAAGCUUAUAGUUACAAUAAUAGUAGGUUUAAUGAAGUUAUGAAUUUAUGAAAAUCAUAUAUGAGAACAAUAAUUGUAUUAAAAAAGAUCAUCGCAGUUAUAGACGCAACUUUUUUAGUUGCGAAAAGAAAGUCUGAAAAAAUUCAGGCUUGUACGGGAUUCGAACCCUUGACCUCUGCGAUACCGAUGCAGCGCUCUACCAAUUGAGCUAACAAGACAAUUGGGAGCAGGUCGUUGAAUUAGUUCGUAUUAAACCUGGUGAAUUGGUUGGUAUUAAACCUUGAAAGGAAUAUGAUGAUCAUCAUUAUCAUCCUUCAACGGGUUUAAUACCAACCAAUUGAACGACCUGCUCCCAGUAUGCUUGUUAACUCAAUUGGUAGAGCGCUGCACCGGUAUCGCAGAGGUCAAGCCUUCGAAUCCCGUACAAGCCUGAAUUUUUUCAGGCUUUAGUCUGUUAUAACUGCGAUGAUGUUCUUUCAUGUAAUAGUAAGUUUAAUAUCAAGUACAUUAAAGUUAAGAAUUGUUUCGUUUUUAUUGCUUACGUGUAGAAAAACGAAAUGAGACCAGGAUAUUGUCAUUUCCUGAACACAGGGUCUUAGCAACAAGUUUUCAUUUGGAUGUUAAGGUUCAGUGGGAGCCAAAUGGCGAACCAGCAGUCUAAUGCAUUAUCUUAAAGUGGAUUUAACAGAUAUAAAAAAUAUAUUUUUGACAAAUAUAAACUUGGACUGCGGACUGCGGAACACGAAUUGGGUAUAACAAGUGGGCUGAGACUCUGAGUACAACAACAACAAUUAUAUUACAAAGCAAAGAAAUACAGUAAAUAUACCGUGCUUCGAAAACAGGGCCAGAUUGAGAGUAAAACAACCAAGUAUUUUAAAGUAGAGGUGUUUGGUUUAGGAUUUGAAUUGAUAUAUUUGCUAAGCAUUUGUUAAACGUAACUAAAUGAAGCGAACAAAUGUGUUUACAUAAUAGGAGAACUUAGGAAAUAGGCCAAAACGAAAUCGAUCAUCUUUUAAAGGCUCGUUCUUCCUAGAAGAGUGUAUGGUCUCCCUGCUUAUGGCUCAUGCCAAGCGGAUUUAAAUACAGUACAAUGCUUCCUGAAAAGAUGUUUCAAGAGGCGCUACUCCUCAAAAAUUUAUAAUAUCCACGAGCUCUUAGCUAGCUCUUGCUCAAAUGUGAUAGGAAACUCUUCAAGAAAAUUAGAAGCGACAGUUCUCACCCAUUGUACCCUAUGUUGCCCCAAGCCAAAGGAUCCUCCCUUAGAUUAAAACAAAGAUCUAAUAAGUUACCUAGGAUAAACACUGAACGUUUUAAAAGAAGCUUUUUAAAUAGGCUUAGUUUCAAAUACAAUUGAACACUAUGAGAAAUUCUUACUGUAAGCUCCUUAAUUAAUUUGUGUACCGUUUGAUAUGUAUUGUAUCGAAAAAAGAAAGACAUAUUAAUAAUACUUAUUAUUAUUAUUAUUAUUAUUAUCAUUAUAACUACAAUUAUUACUAUUAUUAUUAUUAUUAUUAUUGAUCAGCAGGAGAAUAGGUACAACUCCAAAACGGCCACGAAAUGGCUCCAGAAGCUAAAACGAGUAACAGACACAACUAAGGCAUGGCUCCUCGCUCUAUUUUGGACUUCUUUCAUUUUUUCAUUUUUUGUCUCCCAUCUCUUUUCAUUUCGUUACUUAAACACAUAUGCUUAAUAUUGGAACCAUUUUUGGAGCUCACACUGUUCCACUUAAGGUCACGUGACCAGCCACGCCCAUAAUUAUGCAAAAUUAAAUAUUUUCACAUUACGCCAUGAAAAUGACUGUUGAAGCUUCCGUUUCUUUUUCCAUAGUGUUAAGUUUAAAGUCAAAUGAGUGAAAUUAAACGGGUUAUUGCAAAAUAUUUUAUUCCUAUGUAAUUAUCAAAUGUUUUCUCCUCGACCCAGUCCCACUCUCAACUGGAAACUUUAUAGUUCACUCAAAACAAAUAAUUUCGAAAAACCCCGAUUAAUUCCAUAAACCUUGUGUUAAUAGUCAUUGAAAGAAAACAGAAUAAAUCACAACUAGUAUUUGUAAAAUGUUGUAAAAUUGGACCAAACUAAAUGGCAAAAAAUGGGCGAGAUAAGUCACGUGAUAACGGAUAAGAACAUUUUUAAAAAGUAUUUACCGCAUGCAAAGUUUCAAGUCAAAAAGUUUAAUCUCCUUUAAACUAGACCACCCCCUCACAAAUUUCUAGAGACCUAUUCCUUAUUUCACCCGAGUCGAUCGAUCGCCAAACAUCAUUUGGACCAUAAAAAUCAAAUUUCAGCGGCCUGGGAACCUGCUAGAUUUCCGACGAUGCUAUCACCUCACUCAAGCACCUAAAAGAAAAGGUGGAAUGUUUUGGCGGUCUACUACUCGAUUAAAAGAACAGAUAAACCGCAUAACUGAACUUCACGACUUCUUAUUUUUUAAUUUUCUAGUGAUCUUAAAAUAUUACUUAUAUAUUACUCGAGCAGACUGUUCCAGUGAGUCAACCAUAAGCCCCAGCAUGAGAGCUUACUUGUUCCUUGCCCCAUACGGCAGUAGUCUCGGUCAGAUAACUAAGCGAGAUUUGUUCAAAAUGGCGCUCUCUCAGCGUGUGGGAGGGUCAACACCGGCUUUUCAGGACAAACCGGUUUGGGGAGGACAGGAACUGGGCCACUUUUAUUACUGAGCUGAAAUCUGGGCAAACCGGUUUUGGAAGGAUAGAACUGGGCCACUUGUCAAUGAGCUGAGAUCCGGUGGUAGAAAUUACCGGAAAUUAAGUUUCAGAAACGGAGGUGAGAAGUUCAAGGAAACAUUAUAAAAAUAUUCAUUUUGAUAUAUGGAAGUGGUUGGUCUGGUCUAGUGGCCUAGAACGCUGUGUUGUGGCCGCAGAAACCCGGGUUCGAACCUUACGACGACCCCCUUACAGUUAUAUUUUCAUUUUUUAAUAGUUCAUCGCGAAGACGAAGAAAUUAACAGAACACAGUAUUUCAUCGCUAACAAUAUACAUGACAAAAUUUCUCGAUUGUGAUUGGCUAAGAAGAAUGCAGCUUUUAGGUAACACGGUGCAGAAAAAAGGUAAUCUAGUGCAGAAAAGAGUAACAAACGUGACAUUCUGAUUGGCUAAUAAACAAAGGAACUCACGGAGAGCCAAUCAAAUGCGCCAUCUAAAUGGCGCAAAAUUUGGAUCCGCUCCUGACCAGUUUUGAGCAAAAACUGCGUUUGCAGCACAUUUGCUUUUGCGACCGAAACAACUGCAGAGGAGGUGAAAAACUCCUCUAGAAACGAAAACACUGCGAAAAGCACUGGUUUUUGGCUCUCGUUUUGGAAGAAUAAGGAAAUUACUGAUGAAAUAGAAAAUUUUGAGCCGGCUGAGCUUAACACAAUUGCUCGAGCAUUUCUACGCCGAAGUAAACAAUACAAAAAAGGUUAAGAUUAUGAACCAGAGAGCCUUAAAGUAAUGAUGACAAUGAUGGCAUCGCUUGAUAGACACGUAAAGAACAAAGGCUGCACCCUGUCCAUUGUACGUGACCGAGAAUUUAGUUCGUCCAAAGAGGUGUUGGAGGACAAAUUAAAGCGAAAGAGCUUCGCUUGGCUGGCCGUGGUAAGCGCCCAAACAAAGCUCGGCAAGUAUCAGAGGAGGAAGAAGAAAUUUCUGUGGAAGAGCGGAAAACUCGAGGUAAUAACCCAGAAUCUUUAAUUCAAACACAUUGAACAAUUCCAUGAACUGUUCAGCCCGUUUCUGCAGCUUGCAAACUUUAAAAACAUCGAGCAAAAUGUUGUUUUGACUGCACGUGUGAUGAUAUUUGCAGCAUUUGAAUGAUUUAUUUUUGCACCUAGUUUACGCGGGUUGACUUUCUCUUCCCCCCCUCCCCUUCCCCAUCUAAAAUCUCCUCUCCCCUAGCCCCUUAGGAAGGCCUGAUACUCAGGCUAGUUAGAGGAUUGCAAAAGUUAGUAUUUUUAGAAACAAAACAUUUAAGCCAAGAACUCACCAAGAGGCCUUUUAAGGAUCUUCUGUUUUCUAGGCUUUUUUUUAUUCAUUUAUCAAUCUUGAUAAACAUAUAUUUCGUUUGCAUUCUCGAGAUUCUCCCUCUGGUGUUACUUUAACUCUUUUCGUAAUCAGUAUACCACUAAUAAGUAAUCUAAAUAAAGAAUAUUCUGGCAUAAAGUCAUGUAUUAUGAUUGUUUUUCUUAGGUUGAUGUCUACAGCUUUGGUGCUCUUUUCUGUGAAAUGUGCAUCCGGGAACUGCCAGAUCCUACAAGGCGAGAAGAACAAGUCGUGCUUGUAACGAACUCUGUGUUUCGCGGCCUGGUACGGCGAUGCCUGCAGAGAGAGCCUGGGACGAGACCAACCAUGCAGGGAAUAAUCAAUGAACUGAAAGAUGCCAAUGUAUCAUCUUAA